Messenger RNA from Vanrija pseudolonga, 666 nucleotides. Its product is annotated as Cytochrome P450 monooxygenase mpaDE. The record is from RefSeq and is a predicted model, not a curated record. NCBI's taxonomy places the organism in Eukaryota, Fungi, Basidiomycota, Tremellomycetes, Trichosporonales, Trichosporonaceae. The transcript is spliced from 3 exons. The coding region runs from base 1 to 666 and encodes 221 amino acids.
AUGUCCGUCGUCAAGCUCUCGGUGGUGAAGACGGGCCAGCUAUCGUCGGGGCCAGUCCUGAGCUAUCUCAUCGAGCACCCGUCGGGCAAGAACCUAGUCUACGGCCUGGGCCUCAAGUCCGACCUGUCGUCCUACCCGCCAUCAACGCACGCCGAGAUCAAGGCGGCGGCAGCGAUCCCGCCAAACACCGACCUGGCGUGGCGGCUCGAGGAGGCAGAGCGCGAGCGCGACACGAUCGCAGGCACGAUCCUGCCCUCGACGCACUGGACGCACAUCGGCGCGCCGCUCCACUUCCUCCCUUCCUCCGAAGUGGUGGUGGGUAAGGGCGUGCUCGCCAGCUUGCCGGGAUACCCCGUCAACGAGGCCGCGAGCUUCCUCCACCUCGACCUGCCGGACAAGGCGCGCACCGUGCGCGAGGUGGCCGGCAAGGCGGUGGUCGGGAGCAGGGAGGGCGUGGAUUACUUUGGUGAUGGGAGCGUGCUGGUGCUCAAUGGCGAGACACCCGGCACCCUCGACACCCUCGUACGCACCGUCGCCGGACCCGUCCUACUCGUCGGCGCCGAAGGGCGCAAGGCCGACGACGCAGAGGUGUUAUCCACCGCCGACGUCGCGCUCGAGAAGCGCCUCGACGCCGAGGGGCCGUGGGAGGUGGCGCUGGUCGCGUAG